Molecule: messenger RNA, 1257 nt
Organism: Pestalotiopsis fici W106-1
Lineage: Eukaryota; Fungi; Ascomycota; Sordariomycetes; Amphisphaeriales; Sporocadaceae
Exons: 3
Coding region: 1-1257 (418 amino acids)
Source: RefSeq, a predicted model, not a curated record
AUGGUCAACCAACAAGCUCAAGAAGCUAUUCAGAAGAACUUGGACGGCGUCACGGGCGACGCCGCCACAGGCAUCCCCGGCCUUGUGUUCGUGGCCGUGGGCAAGGACGGCCAACAAAUCGCCGCCGUGUCCUCGGGCAAAAAGGGCAUUGCGCACGACGCGCCCAUGGACCUGGACACGGUGUUUUGGCUCGCGAGCUGUACCAAGCUGCUCGCCGCCAUUGCCUGUAUGCAGGCCGUCGAAGAGGGCGCGGUCAAGCUCGACGAUGCCGAGUUUGUCUAUCAGCACUGUCCUGAGCUCCAAAAAGUCCAGGUGAUUGGGGAUGACGGAAAACUACACCCGAAGAAGACGGAUAUUACGCUUCGCAUGCUUCUCAGUCAUACUAGCGGCUUUGCGUAUGAAUUCUUCAACACCAAACUCCGCGACUUUGGCCGCCCCAUCGGCUACGACGUUUUCCACGGCGACGAGCGCGACAUUCUGCGCAUGCCACUGGUUCACGAGCCCGGCACAACGUGGGAAUAUGGCGUGGGCAUCGACUGGGCAGGCCUGGUCCUCGAGCGCGCGACGGGCACCCGGCUCAACGACUGGAUCCAGACGCGCAUCAUGCAGCCUCUCGGCCUGAGCGGCAUCAACAUGUUCCCCACCGACGACAUGAAGCGCGACCUGGCGUACAUGCACCAAAAGUGGCCCGGGAGCAGCAGCAGCCAGAGCUCCGCCGGCGCCGAGGAGAGGGACCACAUGUACCGCGAGCCCCUCCUGGCCGAGACCGAGGCCGACAAGGCGCGGCUGUUGCACAGCGGCGGCGCGGGCGCCUUUGGGCGGCCCCGGGAUUACGUGCAGGUCCUGGUCGCGCUGCUCAAUGAUGGCACGCACCCCAAUGGUGCGCAGAUUCUCAAGAGGGAAACGGUCGAGGACAUGUGGAAGAAUCAGGUUCCCGACCUGCCCAACUUUGCCCGGCAGGGCAUACCCGCGGCCAAGAGCGAACAGACGAACCCGAUUCCCGAGCUCUAUCCUCAAGAAGGCAAUCCGCCUCAAGGUCAUGGCAUCAGCUUCAUGCUCACAAUGGAGCCCGGCAUGACGGGACGCGGAAAAGACACGGCCUGGUGGGCAGGCAUUGCCAACCUGUUCUGGUGGUGCGACCGCGAAAAGGGCGUCGCAGGUAUGAUUGCCAGUCAAGUCAUGCCAUUUGCUGAUGGAAAUGUCCUUGGGCAGUGGAUUGUAAAUGAGGGCGAGGUCUAUAAGCACUACAAGUCAUGA